AGGGUUUCAUUACGACAGUAGCUUCCGUCGAGUGCAGAGAAUAUUUUUUUAUUUUUUCAAUAUCAGUUGUGGUACCAAAAGAAAUAGUUCUUUUUUUCCAUUUCAUUUUGUUCUCAUUCUGUUUUUGUUUCUUCGUUUGAUACACCAGAAAGAAGGUUUAAAGUAAAAAAAGUGGUUCGAUUGGACGAUUUUGAAAAUAAGAAUUUAGUUGAAAACAAAUUCUGUAAGACGAAGGUUGUUUUUCGGAAAGACAUUAAGAAUUUUGUUUUAUAAAACAAUAAAAUAUUUCGAUAAGGACAUUUGGUUAAAGUGAAAAAUUUUCAAAUUGAAAACUAUAUUACUACUCGUUAAGUGUAAGACUAAUGGCAACAGCGGUUCUCCGUAACAUGACACUAGGACAAAAUUUACACAUUGUUUCGAACAAUUGUGUUAUCGUUUCAAAUCAACAAACACCGGUGAUCAUGCAUCAUCACGGCAAACGACCAAUUGCACCGGCAACGGAACAACGUUCACAUGUUAUGGCCCAGCUCGAUCAAAAUCUGAACAAAAAAGCGAAAAUGAGCUACACACAUAUGGGCCCAUACGGAACCCAGCCGGCAUCCGUACAGCGAAGGAAUGCCCGCGAACGGAAUCGUGUGAAACAAGUGAACAACGGAUUUGCCAAUCUUCGCCAACACAUUCCGCCAGACGUUAUCACUGCAUUGACCAAUGGCGGUCGCGGUGCCAGUAAAAAGUUAAGCAAAGUAGACACACUGAAAUUGGCUGUUGAAUAUAUCCGACGAUUAAAAGACUUACUGGAUGAAAACGAUUCGGAAACGGGUAGCACAAGUACGCAUAGUCAGUCGUCGAGUUCAUCAUAUUAUGCCGCUAGUCCAAUGCAACAUAGUCCAUCGUUACAAAAUUCAAUACCUCCACCGCCGUGUUCAGAAGCAUCCGUUUCACCUACACCCUCAUUCAUCUCAGAUGGUUCGAAUGGUCAUUCCUAUGUACAGCAGCCAGCCCAAUUCAAAUAUGAAGUUUACGACACAUACAAUCCAGAGGACGAAGAGUUAUUAGAUUGUAUUACAUGGUGGCAACAGCAAUGAUAUUAAAUGAUUUGCAAACAAAAACAAAAAGAAACAACUGUACAUUACAAGACUAUAAUUAUAUUGCACAUAGGCCUAACAACAAGUGAUUCCAGCAGUAAACAAAUGAUUGGAUAAAUGAAUGGAAAUCAAACACGAACAUUCUAAUUUAUAUAUCUUUAAUCUCCCGUAAAAUAGUUAUAAUUUAGUAUUCAGGUACAAAUCACUUACUUCGAGUGUGUCAAUCUAACUUAUUACUUCACGAUAAUAAAAUAAAUAGUGUUUUAGCUAUUUACUUGCAUUUGGAAGUAGUUUUAUGUGGUCAGUUGAAUUAAAUAAACGAAUUUAUAUAAUGAUUGGUCGUCAAACAGUAAUUGAACAUCUCUGUGUGUAAAUAACUGUUUGCUGAUCAGUUUAAAAUUUGAAUAAUUAAAAGAACCAGGAAGAAAUGAAAAACUAGCCAUACUAGCCAGUCCUGACCAGUUAACACAUUAUUUCUUAGCGAUUGUGUCAAAAGAAAUUUAAGAGAAAAAAGUUUAAAUAAUAAACUGAAAAUGUACUAAAACAAAGAAGACAAACCAUUUUAUUUAUAUUACAAAAAAAAAAUGUUAUCUAGUCAAUAGUUAGUUAACUAAGAUAUAAAUUACCUCUUGUAAAUUGUUAAGAGAUGAAUGAAUGAUGAAGUAGAAGACGAAAGAACAAUGAACAGCGUGUAGCUUAAUCAGUUUCGGUUGCAUAAGUUAUUUAAUGAAACGAAAAUAAUGGGGAAACUCAGGGGGUGGGGAAAAUGAUUAAAUUUAUUUUUUCAAUAAAUUCCAUUUUUUGUCAAAUAAUUAAAAUUUUCGGAUUUGUAUUAUCGUUUUAUUACACUAAUCAUAGAUUCAAAUUUCAUGUGAUCAUAAACACAAAUCUAAACAAAUAUACUUCAACCAGUGCCUUAACGUUUGAUCAAAAGAAAGGGAACGAAUUUUUAAAGUGAAUAAAAACCAACAAAACAAUGUCCACAAAACGAAUAAGUAAACUUUGUUCAUUACCGACAGUGUCUUAGCGAUAAAUUCAAAUAUUGUACAUAAAUAUAUUUUGUAUAUUUUGUAGUUGCUCCGUAAUGUUACAUUAUAAUGAUUUUGAAUGUAAUCAGAAUAAAAAUACGCAGAAUAAAUAGAUAAGAACAUUUAAA
This is a messenger RNA of Bradysia coprophila, 2241 nucleotides long. Its product is annotated as achaete-scute complex protein T3-like. Gene Ontology annotation, cellular component: RNA polymerase II transcription regulator complex. The record is from RefSeq and is a predicted model, not a curated record. Gene Ontology annotation, biological process: positive regulation of transcription by RNA polymerase II; sensory organ development; regulation of neurogenesis. Gene Ontology annotation, molecular function: RNA polymerase II transcription regulatory region sequence-specific DNA binding; DNA-binding transcription factor activity, RNA polymerase II-specific; protein dimerization activity. NCBI's taxonomy places the organism in Eukaryota, Metazoa, Arthropoda, Insecta, Diptera, Sciaridae.